This is a messenger RNA of Parnassius mnemosyne (clouded apollo), 399 nucleotides long. The record is from the annotation of a GenBank genome assembly. NCBI's taxonomy places the organism in Eukaryota, Metazoa, Arthropoda, Insecta, Lepidoptera, Papilionidae.
AUGGCUUUACAGGCAGCAGUUAAGGGAAAAUUAAUCAGCGUUAUUGGAGAUGAGGAUACUUGCGUCGGUUUUCUUCUUGGUGGUAUUGGCGAAAUCAACAAAAACAGGCACCCAAAUUUUAUGGUCGUAGACAAAAAUACACCAGUAAGCGAGAUUGAGGAGUGUUUCAAGAGAUUCGUCAAGCGCGACGACAUUGAUAUCAUUCUUAUCAACCAAAACAUCGCAGAGAUGGUUCGCCACGUCAUCGACUCUCACACCUCGCCAGUGCCAGCAGUACUCGAAAUACCCUCCAAGGAUCAUCCAUAUGAUGCCAGCAAGGAUUCAAUCUUACGUCGUGCUAAGGGCAUGUUCAAUCCAGAGGAUUUGUCUAUGUUUGGAGCUGAAAACUACAAUGCAUAA